GUGCACCAGGUAGGAAUGAAUAAUAGAGAAGGCAUAGCAUUACCAGUGUUUCCUAUUCUUUCCUGGGCCACGAAUGCUUCAUUCUUUCAGUGCAAUGACACCUGAUUCACUUUGCAUCUUCCUCUUCUGCCAUUAGUGGCAUUUCGCUCUAUAGAAUUGCUUUCUUUGAUAAAAUAGUCUUCUUUGUUUCAACAAAUCCAUAAACGCUGGGCCACUUGGUUCAACUAUUUCAUUCAAGGCUGUCAGCAGGGAGAGCUUUAAAUCAAUACCACAAUGGCCCAGCUGCUGCCAGCUCAAGAAGCAGCCAAAAUCUACCACACAAACUAUGUACGUAAUGCUCGCGCUAUCGGUGUUUUGUGGGCAGUGUUCACCAUCUGCUUUUCCAUCAUUAUGGUGGUGAUUUUUAUCCAGCCUUAUUGGAUUGGGGACAGUAUCAACACACCACAAGCUGGCUAUUUUGGCCUAUUCAGCUACUGUAUUGGGAACGCCUUAACCUCUGAACUCAUCUGCAAAGGAAGUGCCUUGGACUUUGCGAGUAUUCCAUCAGGAGCUUUUAAGACAGCCAUGUUUUUUGUGGGCAUAUCCAUGUUUUUAGUUGUUGGGUCCAUGUUGAGCUUCAGCCUGUUUUUCUUCUGCAAUUCAGCGACAGUGUACAAGGUGUGUGCAUGGAUGCAGUUGGCAGCAGCAGCUGGCCUGAUGAUUGGAUGCCUUAUUUACCCAGAUGGUUGGGACUCUCCAGAAGUGAAACGUAUGUGUGGUGAUAAGACAGAUAAAUACUCACUAGGUGCUUGCACUGUGCGCUGGGCCUACAUCCUCGCUAUCAUUGCCAUCAUGGAUGCCCUCAUUCUCUCAUUUCUUGCAUUUGUGCUAGGAAACAGGCAGGAUAGCCUACUACCUGAAGACUUUAAGAUCCAAACCAAAGAAGAUGAAAGCGGCUGACCAGGAGAAAAGACUCUCUUUAUACUGGAUAAAUGGUUAAAUAAUG
Messenger RNA from Xenopus tropicalis (tropical clawed frog), 985 nucleotides. RefSeq names its product LHFPL tetraspan subfamily member 5 (gene lhfpl5). Gene Ontology annotation, cellular component: membrane. The transcript is spliced from 4 exons. The record is from RefSeq and is a predicted model, not a curated record. The coding region runs from base 274 to 939 and encodes 221 amino acids. Lineage: Eukaryota; Metazoa; Chordata; Amphibia; Anura; Pipidae.